Caenorhabditis remanei is the source of this 1461-nucleotide messenger RNA. RefSeq lists its product as uncharacterized. The transcript has 8 exons. The record is from RefSeq and is a predicted model, not a curated record. Gene Ontology annotation, molecular function: UDP-glucose:glycoprotein glucosyltransferase activity. NCBI's taxonomy places the organism in Eukaryota, Metazoa, Nematoda, Chromadorea, Rhabditida, Rhabditidae. The coding region runs from base 1 to 1461 and encodes 486 amino acids. Gene Ontology annotation, cellular component: endoplasmic reticulum.
AUGGAUUCAAUAUAUCUCGAUGACAAGGAAAUCAGUACAAAGUCUGAUCUCGAACAGUACAAUCUCGGAAUCUCCAUUGCUUCUCGUCUUCUAAGCUCUUCAGAAAUGAACCUUCUCCGAUUUUCCGUCAGUACAAGAAUAUUUUCACCAAGAGUUGAAAUACACAGACAACUUUCUCUUAAAUUUAAACCGGAAAAAUGUUCACUGACGGCAUUUUUCGUGUUUGGAAGUCAAAAAGGAUGCCAUUUGAGUCAAUUGAAUAUGAAUAAUUAUGAUGGGAAUAGAAGUAGUGAAGGAGUGUUUCAAUUCGACCACAUUUAUCCCAUAAACUCGACGGCCAAUCGCACAAUAUUUAUAUAUGGAAAACUUGGAUCUCGAGAACUGAACAAUCUGAUUACUGGAGCCAAAAAACUAGUAGAAACUGAAGAAAGUCUUCGUUUUGCCGUUCGAUUCUCUGAUUUUUCUGCCACAGAAGUUUCUAGCAGAUCUCCCGUUUCUCUUUCUGGGUAUGGAGUGGAAUUAGCUAUCAAAAAUACAGAAUAUAAGGCAGUGGACACAUCGAAAGUUGAAGAUCUACCGGAAAAUUUGCAUGGAUUAAACUUCAAAAUUCUCAAACAAAAACAUCCAAACCAACAAAAAGAACUGGAUUCCUUGAUCGAUAAUUUGGAGAAAGUGGGAGAGAUUGUGCCAUUAAAAAAGUGGCAAUUGACAGAUUUGGGAUAUAAAACAUGCGAAAAAAUACUAGAAAAUGGAUCGGAUUUGGAAGGAAUCGAGAAGUUACUGCAGGACUUUCCAAGUCACGCGAGAACAAUCUCGCAUCGAACUCUGAACGAAACUCUUCUGAAAUCUAUCAAGAAAUCACAAGAAUUGCUCCAAUCGUCUGGUAUCGGAAACGGUUUGAAUGUACUGACAAUAAAUGGACGGAUUAUCACAGCAAGAGAUGAACGAAUUGAUUUGUUUUCACUCGCUGAGGUUGACCAUUCCAAAUUGCUCACUCUACUCGAUUUUACUCCAGUCGACUUAUCUACGAAAGCAUUUGACUACAGAACUGCUGAACCAAUUUUUCUAAACAACGUUGAAUCCAAAGGAGGUCCAUACAGAUCAAUUCAUCUUCUUCUUCAACCAUUCCCACCUGAUCAAAUUCGUCCGAUUUCCAGAAACAUUUUCAAUUUGAUUUUCUUUUUGGAUCCAUUUAAUUCUGAUGACAAGCUUAUGGAUCUAGUGGAACAAUAUUUGAAGUCAAAAGUUUAUAUCAGAAUUGGAGUAGUCCCAUUUUUUAAUGAGAGAGCUCAUGGAAUGACUAUUGAAGAAGCUGUGGAUUCAAAACCGAUUUCUCCGAGGAAAAGCAAAAUUUGGAGCUCAAAGGAUACUCUCAUUAAGACAUUGAAGUGCUUGUUUCAAAACGGCAAUCAAGUCAGCGACGUUCUCGGUCCCCGUGCUGAAAACAGACAGUAUCUUUAG